Phacochoerus africanus (Common warthog) is the source of this 1098-nucleotide messenger RNA. RefSeq names its product zinc finger protein 311-like. The transcript has 7 exons. The record is from RefSeq and is a predicted model, not a curated record. Lineage: Eukaryota; Metazoa; Chordata; Mammalia; Artiodactyla; Suidae. Gene Ontology annotation, biological process: regulation of DNA-templated transcription. Bases 502 to 1098 code for a protein of 198 amino acids.
CAGAGGGAAAAAAUGAUCCAAUUGAAGUUGGAUUAAUCCAGUUGAAGAUGGAGGGCUAAUGCAACAGUGGAGAGCAAAACAGACAAUGGUGGCUUGGGUUAGGAUGGUGACAGUGGAGAUGUAUUACGUAUAAUCGUUUUCAGUUUUUCUUCCUAUGCUCCCUAGUCAUACAUAGAUACCUCAGAUUCUCAGCGAUUCCUUCUUUUUGCUUUGAUCACUUCUCUUUUCUGUUCCCUUCAUCAAAUAUGUAGGGGGAAAAGGUACAAGAUCACCACCAGCUUAGUACUGUUGAUGAACCCCGAAUCCAGGACAGUAUUUGACACAUCAAGCUGAAAGCAGCUGCCCUGGGAGUCAGGAGGGGCCCUUUGGCUGGCACCACCACAACUUGUAUCCCUGGAAGGAGACUGGCAUCCACUGGAGCUACUUCAAAACUGGUUGUCUGGGCAAAGCCAGAACUGACUUUGGGAGCUGGAUCCAACCAGCAGAGAAGAAACCAGAACCAUGAUAGAAGACUGGAAAAGAAAGCUGAGUAAAAAGAUGCAGCAGGUCAUGGUAUCAGAUGAGAGUCCUGGACCACUAAGCCAGCUGCUUUGUAUCCCUGAUAACAAGCUCCUGCAGGAAAGAGCUCCAGUGUCUCCUCAGUAUCCUGCCUUUGCCAAAGAUGGAAGCCAAGGAACCCUGCCGGGAGCAAAUAUCACACUGAUGAGCCAGGCCCAAGAGUCCCUGACAUUUGAGGACGUGGCUGUGAACUUCAGCUUUGGGGAAUGGCAGUGUCUGACCCACAUUCAGAAGUGCCUCUAUAAAGACGUGAUGUUGGAAAAUUACAGGAACAUGGUAUCACUUGGAUUUCCAUUUCCUAAACCUUCUUUGAUCUCCCAUCUGGAGCAAGAGACAGAGCCCUGUGUCCAGGAUCCACAGGACAGGGAGUUCCUGAGCUGCUCUCACCCAGGCUCUUCCCUGAUGUGGAGUCCUGAGCCUUCUACCAUUGCUUAUUCUAUUCUCUCUUCUUGUGAAUAUCAGCUGACAAGACAUGGCCUGAGAAUAAGAAGGCAAGUUCAGAACAGGAGGUUUCUGAAACUAGAGAACUCUGCUGGAUGA